AUUGCUCUCUGUCUUCUCAAAUUACGAAAUAACCCCAAUUAUUCAUUCUGCGGGACCCGUCGCCAUUCGUCUCAUAAAAGAAUAACUUUUAUUUUAAAAAACCGACAAAAAUGAUUCUGAGGAACAAUAAAACCACCUAAAUUCCCCAAUAAAUCAUCGAUUAAUUUGACCCGAUAAUGUAAUGAUAAAUUUCCCCGAACGACCCCAAAAAAUUGACAUUCCAUUGUUUAUUUUUCUCCAUCAUCCAUGUACACAAAGAGUGAAGUAGAUUGAAGUGCGCAGAGGCAGAACAUCUGCUGGUCUGCGUGUGAAAGCUCUUCCCCGGAGCGUAGGAAAUUCUCCCCGAAAUUGUCGAUCGCAAUCUCGAAAAAUACGUGGACAAGUGAAACGGAAAACCGUCAUUCACCGAUCAGCUGCGGUUGAUGGAUCGCACGGUGGGACUUGAGGAAAAGCCAGAGAGUUUUUGAGCGGUGGAUUGCGAAGCGGCUGUGAGGAAAAAGCUGUGACGAGCAUCAUGGCGGAUAAGGAAACACAACCAAUGUCACGAUUACUCAAAAUUGCCAACAAGUUCAACUGUUUUUACCUGUCAGGGUUCCAUACAGGCAAAUGCAGGGCAUUUGUCGUCGAUGGACAACAGGUGGGACUCGUUCGAUCCGAUGUGAUGAAGGAAUUGGUGAAUUAUCCACAAGUAUUCGAAAUACAGCCAGACUAUGUUCAACUCAAUCCUGCGUUUCGUGAGUAUGCUGAGAGGAGUGCGCGUAUUGAUGAGGUAUUGAGGGAAUGGAAGGCUAGUGGUAAAUUUGUGACCCUCAGGGGAUGGAGGGAAGAGCGUUAUGCGGUUCGUGCUCAAUUCAACACUAAACCUCUGUUGGAAAUGGAUCGUUCUGCGACUAGCCUAUUUGGAAUAAGAAAAUAUGGAGUAGACAUCAAUGGCUACGUGAUGGAUCCAGUAAAAGGCUUAUCAAUUUGGCUCCAAAAACGUAGUCCCACCAAACAAACAUGGCCUGGCUACUGGGACAACAUGAUCAGUGGAGGUCUGAGUGUGGGCUUUGGUAUUAAUGAAACAGCUAUCAAGGAAGCUGGUGAGGAGGGUAGCAUUCCAACUAGUUUACUCGCUAAUCUGAAGAGUACUGGCUGUGUGUCACUCUUCUUCGAGAGUGAAAGAGGCCUAUUUCCCAAUACCGAGUUCGUUUUCGAUCUUGAAUUACCACCGGAUUUUGUGCCAAGCAAUAGUGAUGGUGAAGUCGAGAUGUUUGAGUUAUUGCCAGUUAACGAAUGCAUCGAGAGGAUACUCUCUCCACAUUUCAAGACUACAUCGAUUCCAGUUGCACUUGAUUUUUUGAUCAGACAUGGAUACAUCACUCCUGAAAAUGAGCCAAAUUUUUUAGAAAUCGUGGAGCUUCUUCAUGUUCCCCUGCAAACAAUGUACAGUUAUGUGCAUAAAUCGAAGCCUAACAAAAUUGCUGCCAAUGGUGAGACUAAUGACGCUCUGUAAUGAGUGGAACGACCCUAACGAAUGAAAAUACUAGAGUCUCAUUUCAAGUGUUCGAGAGUAAUUAAUUGAAUUCUUUUUUCAGCCAAUGAGCUUGAAUUAAAUUAUUCCCCAAUUGAUAAACAAAUUGGGUUAAUUGAUAUUGAUUUGUGUGGAGGAAAUUGUAGUUAUGUGAUUCAAGUUUUAAUAAUUCUGUUUAAAUAGUUGAAAUGGGGAUGGAGUGAGAGCUUUUCAUACACAAUACUUCCAGCUAUUUUUUAAAAAAACGUCCAAGUGGUCUAGGUUCUUUACCCACUCGUGACGUUUUAAAGUUAGAAAUGACGAAGAAUUGAUGGAGAGAGGUGUAAACAUUCCAAAAAUCAAACUCAAAUACUCCCUUUGCUUUUUCAUUCAUGUUUAAUGGAACAAAGAGGAUAAUUAUAUUAUUUCAAAGCACAAAACCAUUAUUUGUACUUAAUUUUUUUACGUGACUGAGUAUUCUAUCGUUACGGUAUUAAUCUAUGGAAUUACUUAUUUAUUGUUACAUCAAUUUAAAAAAAAAGCAAAUACAAAACAAAAUGUGAAAUUUUGUUCCAUUUUAAA
Diachasma alloeum is the source of this 2074-nucleotide messenger RNA. RefSeq lists its product as uncharacterized. The coding region runs from base 515 to 1495 and encodes 326 amino acids. The record is from RefSeq and is a predicted model, not a curated record. NCBI's taxonomy places the organism in Eukaryota, Metazoa, Arthropoda, Insecta, Hymenoptera, Braconidae. The transcript is spliced from 5 exons. Gene Ontology annotation, molecular function: 8-oxo-dGDP phosphatase activity.